Molecule: messenger RNA, 2308 nt
Organism: Cheilinus undulatus (humphead wrasse)
Lineage: Eukaryota; Metazoa; Chordata; Actinopteri; Labriformes; Labridae
Product: tripartite motif-containing protein 16-like
Exons: 1
Coding region: 6-1604 (532 amino acids)
Molecular function (GO): protein binding
Source: RefSeq, a predicted model, not a curated record
CUGAAAUGGCGCAGAAAGGAGUCCAGCUGAACCAGGAAACCAUCUCUUGUUCCAUCUGUCUGGAUCUACUGAAGGAUCCGGUGGCUGUUUCCUGUGGACACAGCUACUGCAUGAAGUGUCUUCAAAGCCACUGGGAUACAGAGGAUGAGAAGGAACUCUACAGCUGCCCUCAGUGCAGGCAGACCUUCACACCGAGGCCUGUCCUGCAGAAAAACACCAUGUUAGCAGUUUUAGUGGAGGAGUUGAAGAAGAGCGGACUCCAAGCUGCUCCUGCUGAUCACUGCUAUGCUGGAGCUGAAGAUGUGGCCUGUGAUUUCUGCAGUGGGAGGAAACUGAAAGCUCAAAAAUCCUGUCUGCAAUGUCUGGCCUCUUACUGUCAGAAUCACCUUCAGCCUCAUUUUGAAGUAGCUCCUUUAAAGAAUCACAAGCUGGUGGAGCCAUCCAAGAAGCUCCAAGAGAACGUCUGCUCUCGUCUCAAUGAGCAUAAAGGCCACAACACGGUCUCAGCUGCAGCAGAGAGGGCCGAGAGGCAGAGAGAGCUAGAGGUAAGUCGACAAAACAUCCAGCAGAGAAUCCAGGACAGAGAGAAAGAUGUGAAGCUGCUUCAGCAGGAAGCAGAGGCCAUCAAUCGCUCCGCUGAUAAAGCAGUGGAGGACAGCCAGGAGAUCUUCACCCAGCUGAUCUGUCUCAUGAAGAAACAAUGCUCUGAUGUGACCCAGCAGGUCCGAUCCCAGCAGGAAAGCCAAGUGAGUCGAGUCAAAGAGCUGGAGGAGAAGCUGAGGCAGGAGAUCGCUGAGCUGAAGAGGAAAGACGGCGAGCUGCAGACACUGUCACAAACACAGGAUCACAACCAGUUUCUACACGACUACCCCUCACUGUCAGCACUCAGACAACCUACACACUCAUACAGCAUCCAUAUCCGUCCUCUGAGGUACUUUGAAGACGUGACAGCGGCUGUAUCAGCAGUCAGAGAUAAACUACAGGACGUCCUGACAGAGACAUGGACAAACAUCUCACUCACAGUGACUGAAGUGGAUGUUUUACAGCCGCAACCAGAGCCCAAGACCAGAGAGGAGUUCAUCAGAUAUUCAUGUGACAUCACACUGGAUCCAAACACAGCAAACAGCUAUCUGUUAUUAUCUGAUGGAAACAGAAAAGUUAAAAGGAUGGGUCAACAACAGUCUUAUGCUCGUCACCCAGAUAGAUUCACUGGAGAGUAUCAGGUCCUGAGUCGAGAGAGUCUGACUGGACGUUGUUACUGGGAGGUGGAGUGGAGAGGAUUUGUUUUUAUAGCAGUCGCAUACAAGAAUAUCAACAGAACAGGGGACUGGAAGGAAUGUGAAUUUGGACGCAAUGACAAAUCUUGGGCACUAGACUGGAGUAACAGUAAUUAUAAGUUUUGGUACAAUGAUGUCCAGACUCGUGUCUCUGGUCCUCGGUCCUCCAGAGUGGGAGUGUACCUGGAUCACAGAGCAGGUAUUCUGUCCUUCUACAGCAUCUCUGAAACCAUGGCUCUCCUCCACAGAGUCCACACCACAUUCACUCAGCCUCUACAUGCUGGACUUCGGGUUUGUGGCACUGCUGAGAUGUGUAAGCUGAAGUAGACAGAAGUCAUUUAAAGGAAAUGUGGGUUCACUUCUGUGUUUGAAUCCUUCAGCUUGAUUUUUCUUCAUGUUUGUUGCUGAGAGCUGAUUGGACCUCAUUCACCAAGCGUUCUUACUCACAAACUUGUUCUUACACAGUUUUGAAGAAGAUUCUGACAUUCAGCAAAGUUUUCUUCUCUGUGAUUUGUUCUCAGCUAAGACAGGGUUGCCAACUCUCACGCUUCUGGUGUGUGACACGCUUUCACCUCCUGUCUCACGUUCACAGGCCACUCAAACUACUCUCACACUAGAAUCAAAUGAAUGCUUUGGCGCCCUCAAAUUACUCAUGUUAGGUCAAAUCAAUAAAUCUGUUACCCACAUAAAGAAGACAGGCUUUCACUUCCACAUGUAUUAUUUUAAAUCCGUAUUUUAUUACUGACGCAGGAGCGUGUGUAAGAGAAGAGAGCAGAGGAAGUCCGCUGCAUCUCUUUUCUCCAGCCACUUCCUGCUGAUGCUCUCUCACACCCAUAUCUUUUGACUAUUAUACUGAUGCGCGUCAUCAACGAGCAUAACACACGUAUCACACGUGGAGAUAAUGUCAUAUCUAGUGAAAGCUGUUCAAACGUGGGUGUUUUAUUUGAUCUUUAAUGCACUAAUGAUCAUAAAUACUGUCAACAGAGCAGAAAUAUAAAACCAAAGCUCCAACAUGAGGCAGGGUGAAACGA